This is a messenger RNA of Punctularia strigosozonata HHB-11173 SS5, 1018 nucleotides long. RefSeq lists its product as uncharacterized. The annotation marks the transcript as partial. Lineage: Eukaryota; Fungi; Basidiomycota; Agaricomycetes; Corticiales; Punctulariaceae. The record is from RefSeq and is a predicted model, not a curated record. The transcript is spliced from 5 exons.
AUGGCCAGCAAUUCCGCUCUUUUCGAGAUAAUGGUCGACGAUACCGACCCGAGACUGGUCUAUAGAGGUCCUUGGAACAGCAGGUCAAAUGUGCAGGCCGAAUUCAAUUCCACUAGUCAUUUCACAGGAAAUGCUGGCUCGACUAUUCAAUUCACGUUCAACGGCACUGGCAUAGCCGUCUUUGGUUCCAUCGCCCCGGGGGGGAGUAAAUCCACCUAUUCGCUUGACGGAGCGGCAGGGACGCCCAACAAUGUGGCAAAAACCGGACACCCUCUGUUCCAGCAGAUGUUCUUUCGUUCCCCCCAAUUGCAGGAUGGCGAGCACACUCUGGUGAUCACCUCUGAGACAGGCGGCAAUAGCCCCUUCUUUCUUGAUUAUCUGGAGUAUACACCAUCGCCCGCAGCGAUCGUGGCUGGGAUGGCAGGGUCAGGGACCGCUGCAGAUGCUGCCAGCACAGUUUCCGCAAGCUCCUCUAACACCGGCAACAACAACCAGAACAACAGCAACAAUAGAUCAAAACAUAACAACAAUAAUAACGGUGAUGGAGGCAAAUCCGACGGCAUAUCUAAAGGGGAUGUAGCAGGAAUCGUCAUCGGAGCAUUAUUGGCGCUGAGCUGUCUGGUCGCCGUGCUCGUAUUUGCCUGGCGGCGUAAUAGACGAAAACGGCUCAUGUCUCCCACACCAUUUGAGAAGGCUCGCAGUUUGUCCGACGCUUCUUUCUAUUCACCAGGAUAUGGACCUGAUUCACUCCUCCCGAUACACUCCAGUCCUGUCUCAGUUAGCCCUGGGGAUCGAUACAGCCGGAACAGCAUAAUUUACUCUACAUCCAAUUCUCCUUCGGGAACUUAUUGGACCAAUCCGUUCCAUUCGCCAGCCGAGUCAUCACCUUUAAAACUGUUUGCAUCUCCCGUCGAAACUGAGCGACACCGUUCGUAUCCAACGCAUUCAAGCGCCUACGGGGGAGUUGCCUAUCGGUCAUCCGACAGUACGCUUGCAUACGAUUCUCCAGUGGAAAGGC